Ostrea edulis (European flat oyster) is the source of this 3620-nucleotide messenger RNA. RefSeq names its product KAT8 regulatory NSL complex subunit 3-like. The transcript is spliced from 16 exons. Lineage: Eukaryota; Metazoa; Mollusca; Bivalvia; Ostreida; Ostreidae. Gene Ontology annotation, cellular component: NSL complex. Bases 311 to 3472 code for a protein of 1053 amino acids. Gene Ontology annotation, biological process: positive regulation of transcription by RNA polymerase II. The record is from RefSeq and is a predicted model, not a curated record.
AUAUUCGUAAAAUUUUGAUACGUUAAUUGUGUUUGUCACGUUUCCCUGUAAAGUAUAAACACAGAUAAAGUGAUGCAACUGCAAGAUGUUCACCGCAUCAUCAUGAUCAUCAUGGCGUAACAUUGCAUUUGUCAUUUCUAGAUCUAGUUGCUGCUUCCACUCGUGUCAAAACAUAACAUAUAUGCAUAUGCUGAAUUAUGGAAAAGGCAAUUAUGUGCAUGUGGUAAUUGCAACCAACUGAGCUGGGUUUCAAUAUUGUCAUGGCUAGCCUCGCUGCUAAGCUAGAUAUCUAGCUAAGAAGUUGUCAUCCAUGAUGGAGGUAGUUGGAAUGGAUCAUGGCUACUCAAAACCAUGGAGUGCACAUCCAGAUGCCAGCCAUGCCAGACCUGUAAAGCUGAUAUACAUGCAAAGAGUGCCACGCAACCAGACAGCGGAAAAUGCAAAUGACCAUGAAAUUAUUGAUGUUGUUGAUGCACCUGCUAAGCCACACCCCCCAUACGACAUGGCCAAAGCACGAAGCCUAAUGCAUGAGUGUGAUCGACACGUGAAUUUUGCUCGGAUGGAAGAUGGACCUGAUGACUGGGAGGAACACAUAACGAGAUGUCAGUGUAAAAAAGGAGCCUGUUAUCGAUAUCUUAUUAAAGACUUCAUUAGAAGUGGAUGGACCUUGCAACAGAAUCGUUUAUUCAACAAGAUUAUUAAAGCACUACAAACAGACAGAUUAGCGAGAUUAGCAUACCACAAUUCUUCAAAUGAGCCAGUAAUGCGACGAAUUCACAUUGAUAAGACAGCUCGCAGGGUGAGGCAGGCCUUUGCUAGUGUAUCAUGGGACAUGAAAUUGACGCAGUGGGUACACGGUGUGUUGGUGGACAAUCUCAGUUUACCUGUCCUUGGAGCUUACCUGGAUGUUCUUCAGACGCUUAGGGCAAAGGUUCCUUCUUUGAUUGACAAAAUGAUUGCCAACACAAACGUAGGAGGGAAGUCCGUGACGGCAUCAUUGGAGGCUCUCAACCUUCUACUGAAGAGACCCUGGGACCCUGUUUUGAGUGUCUACUCUCAACAAAAACCAAAUAAGUUACCUGGAAACCCACUAAUUCUGAUUGCCCCAAAUGGUCCAACCUACACUGGACACAGUUACUCCAAACGGACUAGAUUCUGGAACAGCCAUCUGUCCAACCUGGGGAAGGUGAUUCCUGUCACGAUGCACACAGUCAAUGGUGGCAGUGGUGUCGGAAUUGCACAAUGUCUGGAACACAUGAUAGGGGCUGUCAGGACCAAAGUCUUGGAGUUGAAGGGUCAUUUUCAUCACAAACCCAUUGUAUUGUUAGGAUGGAACAUCGGGGCUCUUGUGGCAUGCCAUGUGUCCCUGGUAGAAGCUGUAUCAGCAGUGGUUUGUAUGGGUUUACCAAUCACAGGAAUUAAUGGACAGCGAGGGGAUAUUGAGGACACUUUACUGGACACUAAAACUCCGACAAUGUUUGUGAUUGGCCAGCACUCAUACACAGCCACUAUAGAUAAUAUGGAGGACUUACGAGAGAAAAUGAAGGCAGAGAAUGAGCUGCUGGUAGUGGGUGGGGCAGAUAGCAAUUUACGAGUGUUUCGAGCAAAGAAAAAACAGGAGGGGAUAACCCAAGUCAUGGCAGACAAACAAAUUCUGGACCAUGUGGCCGAUUUUUUGGGAGGGGUUCUGUCGCAGUCAGACCUGCUUAACUCAGACACAUCAGAAAUGUUAGACGAGGCAGACCUUAAGAAGAAAAAGCAAAGAAAGGAAAAGUCUCUUCCCUCAACACCAAAGCAGCUGAGUGUGGCUAAAGCUCUGAAAGCUGCAAGGCAGGCUGAAUUCAACCGGCUAUCUGUCGGGCAACAGACAAGUGAGCUUGCUAGUCAUCUACUGAAUGGGUCCAAUCUUCCCCCUGCUCCAGUAGCUACUCCAGCACCAAAGCCUAAGAGGAAGUAUGUGAAGAGUCCAGCAGGAGUACCUAAGAAGAGGCUGAAGACUUCAGCUGCAGGACCAGACAAAAGCCUCCCAGCACUGAAUCUGACCCUGGCCAGUAAAAUUGCUGGUCUACAGGCUCUGAACAAUGCUCCAGAACUGUCUGGACUCCUGCAAAGUUCUGUACCACAGACAGUGAAGGAGAUUGAGGGUAAACCUGAUGGUGGCACAUCAUCAGAAACUGGUCAGCAGAGUCCUAGUAAAGCCUCCAAAGUCACUCUUGAAAGCCUUGCCAAUUUGAUGGCUCAAAAGGAAGCAGCCCAGAGAAUUGCCAGUAGCUUGUCUAGUACACCUGCCACCAAUGUGUCCAACAAGGAUCCUGUACUAAGCACUAGCUCUGGGCUGUCCUCACCACAGCUUAGUCUGUCAAGUCUGAUAAGUAUGUCGAAUGUUUUUAGAGGAGGAAUAAAACCCUCUGUCCACAUCACAACAGCUGGUCCAGUGUCCAGUCAAAUACAGCAGUUACUGGCCGGCAUCACAAAAGCAGGUGUCACCUCCACCACAACCACAAAGCUGCCAUCCUCAAGCUCCAUCAACACACUAUCGUCUGCCACCACUGAUUCUCUAACAGCUGCAUCAAGGUCCCCUACAUCAAAAGCACUUGGCCCACCACUGAUAAGUUUUGACAUCUCAUCAGCUUCAACGAGUUUAAGCUCACAGCAAGUGAAAUAUGUUCUCCCACAUCAAAUAGAAAAAUCUGCCAACACCCCAGCUAAACCAGCACAAGAGAUGGUCACCCAGUCCCAGCAGACAGUGUCUCCAGACUCAACACUGGAGGACUUGGACAUGCCUCUUGUUCAUCAGUCUGUCGAGGACUCAGAUGAGACCGUGCAGGCUGUACAGAAAUCUCAGUAUCAUGAUUUUCCUCUGACCACAGGCUCAAUUCCUCAAAGUCUAGUGUCCACUAUAACUCAAGCUAAACUACUUGGCAGUUCUCUGCCCAACACGUCCGUUACUGUACCCAAAACCUUCACAAGUACCAGCACUGUAGGUAAAAUAGCACCAGGAAUCUCACUCCAGAAAGCAUCUCCCACUGGCGCCACUAUCCACAUAUCCGGUGCUGGCAAUGUAGGCACCGUUCACAUCUCCAGUGAAAAACAAAGUCAGCAGACAAUUGUCACUCCCACUAUCUAUAAAACAUCCAAGUCAACCUCUGUUGUUCCCAUAACGGAGACUCUCGGAAAAGUUUCCUCCCUUCUUGAAUCCAGCCCUGUCACCCAGAGAACGAGUUCUACGGUCGGAGUGUCUUCCGUGUCACCUCAGUCCGUCUUGGCCUAUCAUUUUAAGACCAUUGAGAGUGAACAUAGGGGUUCCACCACGCUUGUGACUGUGUCUCCCGCAUCGCCAUCCACACGCCCAUCUCCCAAAUCUACUACCCCAUCAGUGACUUCAUACACACCAACACCCAAACCUGUACUGCCCCCAAACUCUGCCACCAGGACGAGGAAAAUCAAAACUCCAAGACAGUAUGACCUUUGAGAAUGAAAAAGUAAAAUUAUUUAAACAAUGUAUCGGAUCAUCAUUACUGUUGUUUUUGUGCCACAUCUUUUCUGUUAUUAUCAUGGUUUGUAGUCAUAAUGAAACAAUUGUUUUACAAUGUUAAUAAAGGUUUUGUAUAAAAGUUAAA